Molecule: messenger RNA, 2073 nt
Organism: Myotis lucifugus (little brown bat)
Lineage: Eukaryota; Metazoa; Chordata; Mammalia; Chiroptera; Vespertilionidae
Product: tyrosine-protein phosphatase non-receptor type 13-like
Exons: 6
Coding region: 66-1124 (352 amino acids)
Biological process (GO): auditory receptor cell stereocilium organization; sensory perception of sound
Cellular component (GO): cilium; stereocilium tip; plasma membrane
Molecular function (GO): protein binding
Source: RefSeq, a predicted model, not a curated record
CCUUCCCUGGGACUGCCCUGUGUCGGAGUGUGGUGGCCCCCACGGACCUGGGCCGCUUCGACAGCAUGGUGAUGCCUGUGGAGCUGGAGGCGUUUGAGGCCCUCAAGAGCCGGGCAGUACGGCCUCCUGCCCUGCGACCGGCCCGGCAAGACACACCACCCAAGCGUCACCUCAUCACCCCUGUGCCUGACAGCCGUGGAGGCUUCUACCUGCUGCCUGCGAAUGGCUUCUCUGAGGAGGAAGAUGAUGGGGAGCUGAGGGAGCGGCUGGGGGACCUCCGGGUCUCCCUGGGUACCUCUGCCUCCUGCCACCCUCAUAAAGGGAUCCCCCCUCUCCAAGACGUGCCAGUAGAUGCCUUCGCCCCACACCGAAGCACCUGCACACCCCCUCCCCAGCCACCCCCCGUUGCUCCCCGGCCCCCCAGACCUAACUGGCUGCUGACAGAGCCCCUGACCCAAGAAGGCCCUCGCCAGAGCCAGAGCCAGAGCCAGAGCCAGGGCCCGGCCCAGAGCCGCAGCCGCAGCCGCAGCCGCAGCCGCAGCCGGGGCCGAGGCAAGUCCCCUGGGCGCAGGCGGUCCCCGUCCCCAGCGCCUAUCCUCACCCCCAGCAUGGCCAACGGGCGCUACCACAAGCCUCGGAAGGCCAGGCCCCCUCUGCCACGACCUCUAGAUGGGCAGGUAGCCAAGGCGAGAGGCAGUCAAGGGCCCAGCGAGAAUGGACCUGGCAGGACAGCUGAGCAGGCAGCCACGAAGGCUCCCAGCGGGGAGCUGAGGACAGUCACGCUGUCCAAGAUGAAACAGUCGUUGGGCAUCAGCAUCUCGGGGGGUAUCGAGUCCAAGGUGCAGCCCAUGGUGAAGAUAGAAAAGAUCUUCCCUGGGGGGGCCGCCUUCCUCAGUGGGGCCCUGCAGGCUGGCUUCGAGCUGGUGGCAGUGGAUGGAGAGAGUCUGGAGCAGGUGACCCACCAGCGCGCAGUGGAUACCAUCCGCCGGGCGUAUCGAAACAAGGCCCGGGAGCCCAUGGAGCUCGUGGUCAGGGUCCCCUGGCCCGACCCGCCAGCCUUGCCCUCUGACUCAUCAGCACCCAGCGAUCGGCUCCUUCCUCCGGACCAUUCCCCUGCCCGCUGACCCCUGGAUGGUACGCCCGUUGGCUGCCAGAACUUCACAGGGCCCUUCCCAACAAUAUCCAGACCUCUGCCACUGACGCCACACCCCCAGCCCAGUCCCCUCUACAACCUUCCAGACUCCAGAUUCUAACCCGGCUCUCCCCACCGAUCCCAUGACUCUUCCCACUGACCUCAGAUCCUCCCACUGACCCCGGAAUCCUCCUGCUCUCCCAGACCUCGCCUACUGACCUUCUGACUCGGGAACCUCCCAGUCCUGCUUGCCUUGCCGACUCACAGAGCUCCACGCCGGUGGCUCAGAUGUCCCUGCUUUCUUCCCUCCCCCAAGGCUCUGCCCUUUCCAGACAAACUUGGUGUCAAGGACAAGGUGCUACUGGGCAGCCUGUGUCACCUACUCGCUGCUCCUAACCUCCCGAGACAGGAAGGUCGAGAAGCCCAAGGUCUGGAACUUGGGAUCAGAGGGUACUUUCUCAUGAUGCCCCUUUGAUUCUCCCAAGCGCUGGGGGACAUGGCCUCUCCGAGAUAGCCCUCAAGCAGUCACUGCGGCCACCUCCCAGCCGCAAGCAGUGUUCUAUGCCAGGAACAGGAUGGAAGCCUUUUCUCAUUUCUCAAACUCAGAGAGACCACUUCCUGUUGUGGUCCACGAGCCGUAGACUUUCUACUGGAUUUGUCCUUUCCCCAUCUCCCUUUCUCCCCCAAAGACCUCCAUGAGGGGUAGGGGAAUAGCCAGCAAAUAAAAGAGGGGCUGGGGGAGGGUCAAACAAGUUCCCAUAAUCUUUCUCCAACACACUCACCUUUUUUUUAAAAAUCAAAAAAUUUUUUAAUUUUUUUCUUUGGGUUUGUACAAGAAAUUUACAGUGUGAAAAAUAUACAAGUGAAAACGAGGCCAUACACCAGGGUGUAGGGAGGGGCAGCUUGGUCACAAACACAAAUAAACAAGACAUUUCUGAGUU